Messenger RNA from Apis mellifera (honey bee), 3854 nucleotides. It is a transcript of the gene dlp, whose product is annotated as glypican-4. The coding region runs from base 747 to 2636 and encodes 629 amino acids. The transcript has 9 exons. Gene Ontology annotation, cellular component: cell surface; extracellular region; plasma membrane. NCBI's taxonomy places the organism in Eukaryota, Metazoa, Arthropoda, Insecta, Hymenoptera, Apidae. The record is from RefSeq and is a predicted model, not a curated record. Gene Ontology annotation, biological process: cell migration; regulation of signal transduction; regulation of protein localization to membrane.
UCCGUGGAUCCACGAGAAGUCCAAAAGAAGGAGGAAAGCGUUUCACACGAUUCGCUGAUUGAAAGUGCAUAUUUGUACAGGUGCAAAUAUCAACGCGAACAAAUUUGAUGCAGAUGGAAGAUUAUUUACGCACCCCGAUAUCGAUAUCGAUGCCUUUGAUAAAUUCGAUCGAUUUAAUUAUUGCCAAACGUCCCCUAAUUGGGCUCGUUUAAGAAUUUACGUUUUCAACUAGUUUGAUGAAAGUUGAAGAAGAAUAUUUUCGUCCCUAGAUUUCUAGGGAUCACUAGGAACUUUGGGAGUUAUAUCUGUACUCGAAAAUGGAAUGAUUAAAAGAAGAGAGAAAUUUCAAAUUUAAAUUUAAAUAUUCUCGAAUAGUUGAUAAGAAUAAUUUCCCUUUUACAGAUAUUGCGAUCGAAGUUUAACUAUAAUUAACCACGUAUGGCGAUACGGAGGAAAGAUAUAUACGCGAAUGCGUGUUUGAAAUUGCUCCGUCGAAACGAGGCUGAAACCUUUUCUUCGUUGUGAAACCUUGUGCACCUUUUAGUUAUUUUCAUCUCGUUAUAGACGCAUAAUCUUAGAUAUUUUUCUUCCACAUUUUUUUUCUUCCUGCAAGUAAUUGCAAUCGACCGCAGAAAACCUAUCUCCAAAGCAAGUUUCCGACAAGCGAAAGAAGGAGGAAAAAAUAUCACGUUGACUAAACCGCAAAAAUAUGUCGUCUCGGGGAAAAAGGGAAGGAUGGAAAAAAAAUGAAGAGAUGCCACCGUGAGUUAUUUGACGACAGUGUAGACACCGGUGGUGGCGCACGCAAGUCGAAUGGAAAGAGCGUGGUGUUGGUGCGUGCACGUGAAACAUCGGCCCCUUUGAUAUGGCAAACGAGACGCGUGGGUUGCGCGCUCGUCGACCGAAGAAUGCACCUUGUUUGCCCAGCAAAAGAGCUGAAAGUAUGCGGGAGCGUGAGAAGCGGCGGCGAGGUGUGCUGUUCCGCGGACAUGGAGGUGAGACUGCAGGCGAGGGCACGUGACAAACAUGAGAAAGCCACCAAAGAAACUCUUCAACGGUUGCACCAAGUCCUGUCCACGAGAGGGUCCAGGUUCCACAGCUUCUUCAAGGAUCUGUUCGCCAAUAGCAAGAGGGUCUUUCACGAGAUGUUUAAGAAGACUUACGGUACCCUCUACGAGCAGAACGCGUACGUGUUCACGGACUUGUUCAAGGAAUUGGAGAAUUAUUACGCGAAGGGAACGGUCGAUCUGGACGACACGAUGGACAAUUUCUUCAACACCCUGUAUCAAAAGAUGUUCACCGUGUUGAACAGUCAGUACAAUUUCGACAAUAAAUACAUGGAAUGCGUGGGUGAGCACAUGAAAGAGAUCAGGCCGUUCGGCGACGCCCCGCAGAAACUCGGGGUACAGAUCAAGAGAUCGUUCGUUGCGACGAGGGCUUUCAGCCAGGCCCUGACCGUGGCCGCCGACGUCUUGAAGAACAUGCAAUCGUUGAAGCCAUCGGCGGAGUGCGCAGCUGCUCUCACGAGGAUGACCGUCUGCCCUUCGUGCAGCGGGAUAGCCGGCAACGUGUUGGCGUGCGGCGACAUGUGCGCCAACGUGAUGAAGGGUUGCCUUGCCCAGCAUGCGGCUCUGGACACUGAAUGGAAUCACUUCGUCGAGGCCGUGGACAAAGUGGCGGACCGAUUGUUGGGCCCUUUCAACAUCGAGAUGCUGGUACGGCCGCUCAACUUGAAAAUCUCGGAGGCGAUCAUGAACUUUCAGGAGAACAGCAACGACGUCUCCCAAAGGGUGUUCACCGGCUGCGGCCGGCCCGUGUUGGGGAGGCGUAGGCGUCGGGACAAUCGGGAAUUGGAACUCGAGUCGUUGAAUUUCGACCAGGACACGUUGACGGACGAUCGCGUCUCGGCCGCGGCUAUCCUCGACAAAUUGGUGAAGGAGACGCGGCAGAGAGUCAGGGAUUCGAGGCAAUUUUGGGUUUACCUACCUUACAAGAUUUGCAACGACGGCCUCGUCGUGCCUCCUAGCAACACCAAGGAAUGCUGGAACGGCACGCACGUCGACAAAUAUAUUUAUCCGGUUUCGUCCAAUGGCGAGGAUCAGAAAUUGAAUCCAGAAGUGCUUAGCACGGGAUCAAGGCCGACAAUUGUCAGGGACCAGGUGUUCGCGUUGACCACCAUCACGAAUAGACUGAAAUCCGCUUACAACGGGCAGGACGUUGAUUGGAUAGAUACAGAGGACACGGAGUGGAACGGUUCCGGAAGCGGAUCCGGGGACAACACGGACCAGGAUCCGAUCACGGACGACGAGGACGGUUUCAAGGAGGGUUCCGGUUACGAGCCCAAGUAUUCGCCCUCGGAGACCCCGAAACCACCUCCCGUUCAUCCGGAAGCUGUACCCCCGAGGGUGGAAGUGGACCAGAAGACGGGCGUCACCUCCAACAACAACGAGGACGACAACAACAACGGCAACAACAACAGCAACAACAACAACAACAACAACAACAACAACAACGGCACGUCGAGCGUGGACAGCGGGGCGAGCAGACAGAAGAUAUCCCUGUCGCGCGCUCUGACGACGUACCUCGUGCCCAUAGUGGUGAUGUGGUUCGGUGGCUGCCUCACCGAGUGGCUGUGAUCGUUCGGAAAGAACGUGCAAAGGGACGUAGGAUGUAAAUAGGAUUAUUGCUUUGAGAGAGAAAAAAGAGAAAAAAAAGAAAAAAAAAAAGAAGAACUGUACCAGCUCCCCUUCCCCUUCCUCGAUUGGUCGGGAAGAAAUGGCGGCCUCGGUCGAGAGAACGUCGCCUUUUCCAAAUGCGAUGCGUGUUUUUUUCUUUCUUUCUUUCUUUCUUUCUUUUUCCUUUAUCCCUGCCCCCCUUUUUUACGAAAAAUACGCAUCCCCGUCGUUUCGAGCGAAUCCACUGGAUGGGGGAGGAAAGUGGACCAGUGGGAUCGUAUCAGAUCAUCUCGCUGUCGCUCCUUUUCCGGAGGAGGAGAUUGGUUGGAAAAAAAAGGAAGAAAAAGACUUUUUCACGGAUUGACGAGCGUGCCUUGCCAUCCGACGAGUGGCAUGAUCGGCUCGAGGAGGUGUUUGUUGCAUUUUCUUUUUUCUUUUCCUUUCUCUUCCCCCUCCCUUUUGGAGUUCCUACGCUUUCUCGCGCCACUGUCUCUGCGCCACAAGGAGAGAACUCGCGGAGAGAGAAAGAUUAAGAUUCUAUAUCGGGUUUUCGAAAUCUUGCUUCUAAUUUGUCCGCAUCUUCGACGAAGAUUCUAUUUUUCCUAGAUUUUUCUUUUCUCGGAGCGAGAGCGAGAAAGUGUUAAGUUUGUUCUCGUUCUCGAAAAUGGAAAAUUCGAGGGUGGCAGUGGCGUGGGGAAUGAACCGGGGGGAGGGGAGGGGAGGGGAGGGGGGCUGAAAACGAAUGGCCUUGAAAACGUUAAAGGAGAAACAAGAAAGAAAAAAGGACUGAUUAUCGAGCGUCGUGUUUCCCUUCCCAGCUGCUCUUUCCUGGAAACGGUACGAAAGAUUUAUAGCUACUACUAAGGGAGAAAGAAUCGAUUAGAAUGGUUAGGUUUUUCGAUGACAAACGAGACAUUAAAACGUUUGUGUUUUUUUUUUUUUUUUUUUUUUUUUUUUUAAGUAGUAAGGAAAGAGGAAAGGAGAGGAAAAAAAAAAGAUGGACCUGUUUUCAUCCGAGGAGAAUAAUAUCGAUAUUAUUUUUUGACUCGAGAACCGUCUCUCUUGUUGAUCAGUGUUGUUUUGAGGAGUUGAGUGAAUGAGGAUUUGAACGAAGGAUUUUUGUGGUGAAUGAAAGAUAAUGAGAUAUUGGGACGAUGAGUGACGUGUGAUAAAAACUCG